CUGACACUGAGGUAACCUCUUAGGGAGUGACAUAUUUGAAGCAGUCUCGUCUCAAAGUUCGCAAUUCGCAAAGACACCCCGCUUCCGUUAUUACCCGAGUCGUAUUCGCGACAACCACAUAUACUACUCCGUCGCUGCUGAGGAGGAUACACUGUGGACAUCUCGGAAAUCCUUUCUAGGCCGCCAUCCUUCCGUCGACUACACAUACGUCUAAGCUCAAGUACUCUUAUAACGAUGGGCGCCGAGCAUUCUCCCUCGCACCACCAAACAAGUGGUGACGUUGGUGAAGGGGAGGCGAAUGGUGAUGAUGGCCAACUCAGCACCCUCCACCUUAUGAUUCGCGAAGCCAGAUGUAUUUCUACAAUAUCUCUUCCCGUGAUCCUAUCGUACGCUCUGCAGGCGUCGUUCCAGACAGUGUCGAUUUUCAUCGUCGGGCGAGCCGUUCCUCAUCAUCUCUCCACGGCCGCAUUCUCUUACGGUUUCGCCACAGUAAGUGGUUGGCUAGUUGGAGUCGGAGGCUCGACCGCGUUGGAUACCCUUGCUUCAUCGACCUUUACGGGGGGCAAAAGCAAGCACGCCCUUGGUAUUCUCCUCCAACGAGCCACAAUUGUUCUGACCUUGAUGUACAUCCCAAUCGCAGUCCUCUGGUUCUUUUCACGCCCCCUCUCGCAGGACAGUUGUACGUUUUUGCGCCUUCUCAUCCCGGGCGGGUUGGGCUACGUCUAUUUCGAAACCAUCAAGAAAUACCUACAAGCACAAGGCAUCUUUCGACCAGGAACAUACGUUCUGCUAUUUACGGCACCUCUGUCAGCGCUCCUAAACUAUCUGCUCGUCAAUACCGCAGGCUACGGCGUGUUUGCUGCUCCGAUAGCUACCGGCAUCGGUAUCUGGCUGUCGUUCCUGGGAUUGGUUGCCUACAUCAAGUUUGUCGACGCCGCCGAGUGCUGGGGAGGAUGGGACUCACGUUGUCUGCAGAGGAUGGGUACCUUUGCCUACCUUGCAAUCUUGGGAAUCUUGCAUGUUGGCACCGAGUGGUGGGCGUUUGAAAUCGUCACCAUCAUCGCGGGCCAGCUUGGGACCAAGGACCUGGCGGCCCAAAGUGCCAUAAUGACUCUCGAUGCGGCAUUGGCUACGUUGCCGUUUGGCAUCGGAGUCGCUACCAGCACCUGGGUCGGCAACCUGCUCGGCCUGCGAGAUCCCAGAUCAGCUGCAAGCUCAGCACAUUCGGCCGCCAUUUUCAGUGUCCUCGUUGGAGCUGUUGUUGGUCUUUUGAUGAUUCUUUUCAAGACCCAAACCGCACGUCUCUUCUCGCCUGACCCGGAAGUUAUCCAACGUACCACCAAAGUCCUCCCGCUUCUUGCACUAUAUCAGAUCGCUGAUGGCCUCAAUGCCAGUUGCGGCGGCGCACUCAGAGGUAUAGGCAGGCAACACGUCGGCGCUGCGGUUAACGUAAUUACCUAUUACUGCCUGGCACUUCCGCUGGGAGCCUGGUUAGCUUGGCAUGGCUGGGGAGUUCAGGGUCUAUGGAUCGGCCAGUGUGGCGCCUUGAUCUUGAUAGGUUUCGCUGAGUGGGUUAUUGUUGGCAUCACGAACUGGGACCUUCAAGUCGAACGUGCGUUUGUAAGAAUGGACUGA
This is a messenger RNA of Ilyonectria robusta, 1635 nucleotides long. RefSeq names its product putative MATE efflux family protein subfamily. Gene Ontology annotation, biological process: xenobiotic detoxification by transmembrane export across the plasma membrane. Lineage: Eukaryota; Fungi; Ascomycota; Sordariomycetes; Hypocreales; Nectriaceae. The transcript has 3 exons. The record is from RefSeq and is a predicted model, not a curated record. Gene Ontology annotation, cellular component: membrane. Gene Ontology annotation, molecular function: xenobiotic transmembrane transporter activity; antiporter activity. The coding region runs from base 235 to 1635 and encodes 466 amino acids.